This is a messenger RNA of Chlorella variabilis, 942 nucleotides long. RefSeq lists its product as hypothetical. The transcript is spliced from 9 exons. The record is from RefSeq and is a predicted model, not a curated record. Bases 1 to 942 code for a protein of 313 amino acids. Gene Ontology annotation, cellular component: endoplasmic reticulum. NCBI's taxonomy places the organism in Eukaryota, Viridiplantae, Chlorophyta, Trebouxiophyceae, Chlorellales, Chlorellaceae. Gene Ontology annotation, molecular function: iron ion binding; L-ascorbic acid binding; procollagen-proline 4-dioxygenase activity. Gene Ontology annotation, biological process: peptidyl-proline hydroxylation to 4-hydroxy-L-proline.
AUGCGGCUGUCCCUUGGACUGACAGCGCUGCUGACACUGCAGGCGUCCUUCCUUUGCGCGCUUAGCCAGGAUACAGCCCAGGACCCCAAGCGCCCCUGGAUGCAGGUGCUGGACGCGGAGGCCCGCAUCUUCAUCAAUUUUCUGACCGAGGAGGAGUGCGACCACAUUGUGGCGCUGGCCAAGCCGCACCUGGAGCGGUCGGGUGUGGUGGACACCGCCACCGGCGGCUCCGAAAUCUCCGACAUCCGCACCUCCAAGGGCAUGUUCCUGGAGCGCGGCCACGACGACACGGUGGCGGCCAUCGAGGAGCGUAUCGCGCGCUGGACGCUGCUGCCCGUGGGCAACGGCGAGGGCCUGCAAGUGCUGAAUUACCACCCGGGGGAGAAGUACGAUGACUACUUUUUUGACAAGGUCAACGGGGAGAGCAACGGCGGCAACCGCUACGCAACCGUCCUCAUGUACCUCAACACUGUGGAGGAGGGCGGGGAGACGGUGUUCCCCAACAUCCCCGCCCCCGGCGGCGACAACGGCCCCACCUUCACCGAGUGCGCGCGGCGCCACCUGGCGGCCAAGCCCACCAAGGGCUCCGCCGUCCUCUUCCACUCCAUCAAGCCCUCGGGCGACCUGGAGCGCCGCUCCCUGCACACCGCCUGCCCCGUGGUCAAGGGCGAGAAGUGGUCGGCGCCCAAGUGGAUCCACGUAGGCCACUACGCCAUGGGCGGCGAGGCGGCGGUGCCCGUGCCGCAGCACCCCCAGAAGGUCGGCAACCUGCUGGGGUGCGAGGACGCGGACGAAAACUGCGAGCAGUGGGCCGCAAACGGUGAGUGCGAGAACAACAAGGUGUUUAUGAUUGGGACCCGCGACCGCCCCGGCAGCUGCGUCAAGUCCUGCGACGCCUGCCUGGAGAUCUACUCGGCUUCAGAGCAGGCCAGCACGCAGUAG